This is a messenger RNA of Daldinia loculata, 1732 nucleotides long. RefSeq lists its product as uncharacterized. NCBI's taxonomy places the organism in Eukaryota, Fungi, Ascomycota, Sordariomycetes, Xylariales, Hypoxylaceae. The transcript is spliced from 3 exons. The record is from RefSeq and is a predicted model, not a curated record. The coding region runs from base 247 to 1398 and encodes 383 amino acids.
UGUUGAUGUGCUAAUUACCACUCAUUUACAGAGCUAUGACGUUAAUUGCAAGCGUGGUCAUUCAGGGACGCACAGAGCGCGUCGCGUUUAUUAGUUACCUAUUUAAAUGUUCUAAAAUUUAGAUCAGGUAACUAUGCGGUGUAGAACUUGACUUUUAUAUAUCAUUUUAUAACUCAUACCUCAUACCUCAUACCUAAUGCCAAAAGACAUUUAGUUCUGUUAAAGUUUUAUAUUAUUCCCGAUACGAUGCCUCCCAAACGCCCUGCAGCUGGCGCUAGCACCUCUAGGAAGAAAGCUAAGACAUCGAGUGAUGAGCCGCCGAAAAGCAAGCGAUGGUCCGCCGUUUCUGGCUCGGCUAAUGCCGAUGCCGACUACAAAACGAUAUGGGAGAAACCCGACAAAUGGUAUUCGUUUGUAACCAUCUGCCCGCCAGUACCGGACGAUGACGAUGACGAAGAUGACGAGGAAGAAGAAGAAGAAGAAGAGGACGAGGACGACACCGAGGAUGAAAGCAGGGAUGGGCCCAGAUGCACCCGAAAAGGUUGUAUAUGCUCCAAACCAGCUGGGGAGAAUCCAGAUCACCCGUGGGUUGUGAGCCGGGCUGGCUAUCGGAAAUAUUCCACUCAGGAAAUCCAUUUCUCAUUGCGUAACCCUGAUUACUUCGAUAUGUACACUUACAACGACCACGUUGGCUACGGAUGCGUUCAGAUUGUGCAGAACUUGGUGUUAGAUUAUGUCGAGGCAGUAGAGCGCGGCUGGAGAGAACAAUGGGCUGUUUGUGAAGGUCUCGGACUUUGGUUACUGAGCUCAGCUAGCGGUAGGAUGAUGAUGAUUGAUGAUGGCGAAUGUGUCGAUCAAACUAUGCGUCUCAUCGGCCGUAUGUUCCUAGAUAUGCUGGCGCAACUCGAUGGCCUGAAUCUGGUUGGCGACGCUACCGACGUCAAAAGCUUAGGCACCAUCAUGGCUAUAUACUUGAAAAUUGCUUCAGAAGUGCGCUCGAUUGGUGGUAUCCUUGAGGAAGACGACGACGACGACAAGGGAGGUCGCAAAACGAAAUUUCAGGCCAACCACUUUGAUGAUGCAAUUCUUUCAUACGCCAAUCAGCGAGGUGUUACAUUACAGGGUCCUGGAGAUAUCGACGAGAUCACUGCGAAUCUCAAGGGAGAAGUAAAGUUACCUAAGAAGGACGCAAAGGAUCCAUGGGGCUUUAAAGCCGCAUUGAAGAUAUAUGAGAAGAAUUACGGCAAAGGGAAGCCCCACGCUAUCGGUGGCGAUGACCUAGAUAUCACAACUUGGACUAGCUCUCAGCGGAAGGAGGCGAAUUUUGACCACAAGGACCCGUUAGGGAAGCGAGAGAUAGACGCGCUCAAAAAGGGGAUGGUGAUGCAACUUGGGUGAUCUCGUCAUAUGAAAUUGAGGAAUUUGUGAAAUACGUGGGUUGGUAAUACAUUGCGGAUGUUGCUAUAAAUUAGUUGGGGCUGCCCUGUCUCUCAUGGGAGCAAUGUAGUAUAUAUUUCAAGUCAUGGUUAAGUUGAUCACAUCAUGUCUUCGUCGAGCGUACAUGCAUGGCAUAGCCUUUGCAAGAGGAUGGCAAAAGAUAUCCCUGAUGCAGGACUAUGUUUGAUGUUGUGACGUUCCGCGUUUCUGUUAACUCCCUGAUGAGCAUUAAAUGCUUAUAAUUAUCUUGCAAAACGAACCCAGUAGCAAAAUGAACAACUCCACGUUGCAUUCU